AGCCAUCUGUGUCACCCUGUCUCCGUGUGGCCUACUGCUCUGGGUUCUCCUCUGAGGCAUCUCUGGAAGCAUCUGUGGAUCAUAAUCAGGAAAGUCAUUUUCCGAAAGAUGAAAACCUGUGCCCGAGAAGGUAGUGAGAGAGGAUGGAGUGAGCCUUGACCAUGCCCAUGUGUGGCCUGCCUGGAACGGUUCAUGCUGGUGUCUCUGUCCUCGCCGGGACACAGGGAGUGGUGAUGGUUUCUAGAAUUGAUGGCUGGGGGCUUCUGGGAGAGUCUCGGGGUCGGCGCAGUGACCGUGGCCUCUGUGCAGCACAGGUGCAGGAGAACUCCCCCGCCCAGCAGGCAGGCCUGGAGCCCUACUUCGACUUCAUCAUCACCAUCGGGCACUCAAGGCUGAACAAGGAGAAUGACACGCUCAAGGCCCUGCUGAAGGCCAACGUGGAGAAGCCGGUGAAGCUGGAGGUGUUCAACAUGAAGACCAUGAAGGUGCGCGAGGUGGAGGUGGUGCCCAGCAACAUGUGGGGCGGCCAGGGCUUGCUGGGCGCCAGCGUGCGCUUUUGCAGCUUCCGAAGGGCCAGCGAGCAUGUGUGGCACGUGCUGGAUGUGGAACCCUGUUCCCCUGCCUCCCUCGCUGGCCUGCGCCCCUACACCGACUACGUGGUUGGCUCAGACCAGAUCCUCCAGGAGUCCGAGGACUUCUUCUCACUCAUUGAGUCCCAUGAAGGGAAGCCCUUGAAGCUGAUGGUUUAUAACUCCGAGUCCGACUCCUGCCGGGAGGUGACUGUCACUCCCAAUGCAGCCUGGGGAGGAGAGGGCAGCCUGGGCUGUGGUAUCGGCUACGGGUAUCUGCACCGGAUCCCAACCCAGCCUCCCAGCCACCACAAGAAGCCAUCUGGUAUCCCACCACCGGGUGUCCCGCCACCUGGUGUCCCGCCACCUGGUGUCCUGCCACCUGGUGUCCCACCGCCUGGUGUCCCACCACCUGGUGUCCCGCCGCCUGGUGUCCCACCACCUGGACCCACCCCCCAGGACUCUCCUGCCCCUUCUGGCCUGGAGACAGGCUCCAGGCAGGGUGACUACGUGGAGGCCCUGCUGCAGGCACCUGGCUCCUCCAAGGAGGAACAGCUCCCUGGGCUCGAGAGUUCUGGCCAUGGCACUCCAGACCUUGGCGACCUUCCCCGUUCCAUGGAGAUUCCUCUUCAGCCUCCGCCUCCACUGCAGCGAGUCAUGGACCCAGGCUUCCUGGAUGUGUCCGGCAUCUCCCUUUUGGACAGCAGCAAUGCCAGCGCCUGGUCUGGGCUGCCCUCCUCCACAGAGCUGACCUCCACUGCAGUCUCAGCCUCAGGGCCGGAGGACGUCUCCUCCAGCAGGGGUUCUCGUGAACGUGGCGGUGAGGCCACCUGGUCUGGGUCAGAGUUUGAGGUCUCCUUCCCAGACAGCCCAGGUGCCCAGGCGGACCACCUGCCUCAGCUGACACUUCCCGACAGCCUCACCUCUGCAGCCUCACCAGAAGAUGGGCUGUCCGCUGAGCUGCUCGAAGCCCAGGCUGAGGAGGAGCCAGCAAGCACAGAGAGCCCAGAUUUCGGGGCAGAGGCUGAGGGGGCAGCCAGCCAAGCACAGCUCUCCACCCCAGAAUAAAACCCCAGGCUCUAAGAAGGGCCUCUGAUGGCAUUUCAUGAGGCCCAGAAGUGGGAGGCAGCUCAGGGCACACUGCGUGGCCAAGCCCCCUGCAUUAUGCUUCGUAGGCUUCUGCUGAUGGGGUGGGGGGUGGUGUGGCUUGUGUCCACUCCGACCCUACUGGUCUCCAAGAGGUGGCCUCCCAGCAUUCAUUCUGCCUGAUGGUCCUGCCUUUGGGGAAUUGGCCACUUGUUUGAGAAUCUCAAGUACUUUUGGGGUAGUAGCGGGCUGGGAGUAGCACCCAGGUUAAAUAAGUUUUCCAGGAGCUAGGGUAGGAGAGCAAAGGAUUCUUUGCCGCUCAGGUAGGGCAUGCAACUUCAGUGGGUGGAGUAAGAGGAGGCCGCGGGCCUUGGGGAAGGGCAUCUUUUGGCCACGUACCCACUGCUUGCUCCUGCUCUGGUCACUGUGGCUGCACAGAAGGUAGCAGAGUCCAGGCACCAUCAGGUGUGAAGAUGAUGGGGUGAGGGACAAAGGGGUUGGUGUGGAGUGUUUGCCUAAUCGCUCUCUAGGGCUUGCAGUGAUUCCACAGAGCUCAGCCAGCUCUAUCUGUAAUGGAAGGCACCCCCAAGCCCUGGGGACCCCUGCUGCUCCAAUUACUGUCUCACUCUGUGCUACACUGCACAGUUGGCUCAUGCUGACCACAUAUUCCAGCCAUGGUUGGAGGAGAGGCAGUGAACUUGCCCACCUUCUGAGGGAGGAUGGUUGGAAAUUCUAGGCCCUUCAGCACACUCACCUGUGCUUGGACCACAAUGCUUCUUCUUCCCCACCGUCUACACCCCACAGACCUAGUGUCCCCAUUUGUGACUCCUGUCAGCUCCCAAACUUUUACAACCAUCUCUUCUAAAUAUACAAGUCAUCCAGUCAGCCCCAGUGGUGAGUAAAAGUUACAAAUUUAAUUUCACCAUCCUAAGCAGACUCUCAGAGCCAGUCCUCCUGACUGGAGUGCUUUACACACAGCUCCCACUCCAAGGGGAGAUGAGGGGCCUGGACAAGAUUGGGUAAGGGCCCUUCUGUUCUUUCCUGUAUUACAGGAGAGGGCUGUUCCCCUCACCUCCAGUGCCUUGGGAGGCUAAGACUAGGUUGGGUCUUUUGCUCUGCCUGGUUCCUGAAGGAAGAGGAGGGCUCCAUCCAGGGAUGGCCCCUCAUCACUUGAAGUCCUCUCCUCUUUGGCUAGAGUCCCUCACCUUCCCACACCCUUUGCUGAGUACCAUGAAAGCUGCCUCUGGCCUGGCCUUCUAGCCUCGGCCCCGUCGAGUCCCACCUUUACCAUUUGAUUUGGAAUGUGUGCACUUACAGGGAAUUCAGAGCUCUCUUAGGCUCAUAGGACAAGGACUGUCUGCUCUGUGGGGCACAGACCAAGUAUAUGGAGGGAGGGCCCCAAACCAGCAAACACUUCGCUUUUAGCACUGUGACUACAUUUAAAAAGCAAGUCUUUGUCAAGUCUACCAGAGCAGCUGAUAAGCCCACAGAACAGGGAGGCAUUGUGUCCAAAGCCAGUGCUGGAGCCUGGUUCCUGGAUGGUCUGGGAGCCCAGUGCAGCAAUCCAGGAAGUAGAAAAGAAUCACCAUGGGCCUGUUCUGAGGCCAGCUUCCCUUCACUGUAGCCUGGCAGCCCGACCCAGAGUCACCCUCACCCAAGGGACCUGGUUCUUCCCUCCCUCACUUUCACACACUCCCCUCCUUAAAUUGGGGGAUAAAAU
This is a messenger RNA of Kogia breviceps (pygmy sperm whale), 3375 nucleotides long. RefSeq names its product golgi reassembly stacking protein 1 (gene GORASP1). Gene Ontology annotation, molecular function: protein binding. Gene Ontology annotation, cellular component: Golgi apparatus. The record is from RefSeq and is a predicted model, not a curated record. Gene Ontology annotation, biological process: Golgi organization. NCBI's taxonomy places the organism in Eukaryota, Metazoa, Chordata, Mammalia, Artiodactyla, Physeteridae.